AUGGAUGCCGUAUUACUGAAUAUUGUCGGCAGUGUUCCACUAGUGACCAAGUUAUGGGCUAUCGGUUGCGUUGGUCUUUCGCUUUUAACCAGUACGUACGCUGUGGACCCCUCAAAGAAGAUCUACAAUUUUGAUCUAGUAUUCAAAAAAGGUCAGUAUGGGAGGAUUUUAUACUCGCUCUUCGACUAUGGUGAACUAGAUUGGGCACUGAUGUUCAAUAUCUAUAUGAGUAUCAAUCACCUUACUGUGCUGGAGAACUCAUUCAAUUCGAAAAGAAGGUAUUGUUGGAUCGUGAUACUGACAUUGGCUUGCAUUAUUGUCAUGAGUAGCAUGGAGCAACCAGCCUCAUCCCUGGGAGUCAUCUUGCAUGAGAACUUGGUAUACUAUCAAGUUCGCAGGAACAUUGAAGGUGAGCACUUUCGGAUGCUGGGAUUUGAAGUGUCACCGCUAAUGAUCCCACUAUACAUGAACGCCUUCAUGCUAUUUGUACUAAAGAGAAGCUGGUUACAAGUGGCAAUGAACUUCGUUCCUGGUCAUAUAUUGUGCUAUUUGGAUGAUACUAUUAAUAAGAUAUAUGGAGUUGAUCUCUGUAAGACACCAUACGAUUGGUGGAUUGAUCGCAGAGCAAGACCUAUCAGGUAA
This is a messenger RNA of Torulaspora delbrueckii, 642 nucleotides long. It is a transcript of the gene DER1, whose product is annotated as derlin. The coding region runs from base 1 to 642 and encodes 213 amino acids. Gene Ontology annotation, biological process: endoplasmic reticulum unfolded protein response. Gene Ontology annotation, cellular component: endoplasmic reticulum membrane; Hrd1p ubiquitin ligase ERAD-L complex. The transcript has a single exon. NCBI's taxonomy places the organism in Eukaryota, Fungi, Ascomycota, Saccharomycetes, Saccharomycetales, Saccharomycetaceae. The record is from RefSeq and is a predicted model, not a curated record. Gene Ontology annotation, molecular function: misfolded protein binding; ubiquitin-specific protease binding.